AUGAAGCCUCCUCUGCUGCUAUUCUUGCUGCUGAACUGCGCAUGUGGACUCGUGCAGCUUCUGUGUGACGCAGCUCUGCAGCGGCCGCCGCCAGUUAUUAGGACGCAACGCUGCUGCACAUCAUCAGUGGCUGCAAACAGCUUCAGCUGGUCGGACGCAGGCAGGAACCCAGACAGAAAAAACCAAAAAGAAAGAAAGAAAGAAAGAAAGAAAGAAAGAAAGAUGGGGAAAAUUAAUGGAUGCCUCAAGUGCCUCUUUGUCUUCUUCAACGUGAUCUAUGCGAUCUUCGGAUGUGUUCUGGUGUACGCGACGGCGAAGGCCACCGUCUACAGCAGCCAGCUCUCAGCAGUCGGGGGUCCAGGCCUGGGAUGGAUGUGGGUGUUUGCCAUCGGCGUCCUCGGCAUCUCCUGCCUGGGAAUCUACGCCGGCUGCUCCGAGAAGAGCCUCGCCCUCAAAAUAUUUGCAGGUUUCAUGGGGAUCGGAAUGGUCGUCAUGCUGAUCUUUGGCAUUAUCAUUGCCGUCACAAGAAACAAGGUUAGAGAUGCCUUCCAAAGCAUCACCAGUGAAGCUGUGAAGCCCUACCUGGAAGACGAGGAACUAAAGGCGAUGCUCCAAGUGCUGGAAAGCUCUUUCCAGUGCUGUGGAGUGGCGAGCGCCGAGGACUGGGGUACAGACAUCCCCGACUCCUGUCGAUGCAGUUCCUCCGGGUCGGGCUAUGGAUACGGAUAUGGAUUUGGAUCUGGCGGAUGUAAACAACGGCCACAGGGAACCCGAGGCCCAGAAAAAAUCUUUGCACAGCCUUGCGGUGACCUCAUCUAUUCAUACGUCAACAUGGUCUUCAAGGCCUUCAUGGGCGUCUGCUUUGGUUUCGCCGUCACCGCUCUGCUGGGCCUGCUGAUCUCCCUGCUCAUGGUCCACCAGAUCAAGCGUCACGACGGCGCUGGAAGCUCGUCUAUGGCCAUGAAGGGCUACUGAGGACCUCCGACCUCUGCACUCGACGCACCACGUCCUCCUAUUUACCUUUUUUAACGCCAUUUCUGCCUUUUCCGAGCCAGCGAGUGGAGGCGACGCUGCAGGAAGAGAUUUCGUUUUUGGGAGGAAAGAACCUCCGGCUUUCUAUUGUGGAAAAUAUUGCUUAAAUAUCAAACAUUUAUUUUUUUGAAAAUCAAUAUAUAUCUCUUUCUGUGGUAAUUGAUGUUAUCGUGUAUUGUACUCAUAGACACAUAAUGUAGGAAAUAACUUUAACACAUCUGACUGCAGCUCUGUUAACCCGAGGAGGCCAAUAAAAAUCUUCCACUUUGGCCAUUAAAAGAAAUAAAACAAAAUAAGAACGCCUCCAUCCGACCACUGAGGCUAAAAUUCUGAAAACGCAAGCUAGCAUCUACGGUUUCCCCAUCCCCGUUACACCUGAUUUCAAAACAACUUAACAGUUCAAACACCUUUUCAGUUAAACCAGAAUCUUGCAACAGCUACUUGUAGUUAGCAAAGUAGCUGGCAAGCUAAUGGCUAACAUUCUCGGCUAGCAGGAACACGCUAGCGCUAGUUCCGGGGGCUAACGGUGUGGCUGCCAGCUUUUAAGUUAGCAAGUUAGCUAAUUCCUAUGCUACCUAGCAGAUCGUUCUGAAGAUGUUGACUCCUGAAGGUAAUUUGGCUAAAAUCCUUGAGAAGCUAAAGUGAAAAUGCAAUUUUAAAUUCAGGAACUACGAUUUCUUGUUUUGUUAUUCACUACUGGUUCUAACCCCUUCCUUGAGCUACUUGUAAUUAGCAAAGUAACUGCCACUGCCAGGAACAUGCUAGCACUGAUUCUUGUAGCUAACAAUGUGGCUGCUAGCUUUUAAGUUAGCAAGUUAGCUAAUUCCUUUGCUACCUGGCCAAUAAUUCUGAAGAUGUUUCACCAUUUACAAACCAUCCGACUUUUGAGAAGCACUUUAUAAGCUAACGCUAAAAGCUAAUGUUAAAUAAAAGUGGACAGUGCAGCACGGCUAACGACUGAUAAGAUUUUAGAUAAAAACAUUUUUUAGCUCAAAUUGUCCUGAUGGAGGAAGUCUAGAUUAUUUUUAAUGGUCUAGUUUUUCCUCAAAGACACAAUUUAUGCACUAAAGUUCACCAAAGCUGAACUGGAUGGUUAAAUUUGAUUACAGUCAGCUAAUUUAGCCACAUUAAAUGCUGGUAAGUUAGCAACAUGUCGCGCAGAAAUAGGUUGAAGGAUUGUUUAAAUUAGCUUUACGGGCAGCUUAGCUUUACAUAAAACGUUCCUUUUUUGUAAAUCCAUUUAAAAUCUGCACUAAUGAUAAUUUAUAACUGAUUUUAGGUGAAUUCUGUUCAGUAAUCUGGACUUUAUUUCUGAAGGAAACAUGGAUUCAGAACCUCCUCGGGUUAAAACGAUCCGGUCAGAAGAGCUUUCCACUCGUCGCCUGUCUGUGUGAUUGUAAAGAAAAAUGUAACACGAUGAAUUUUGCAUAUUUUUCCGAACCUGUGUAUGUCUACGUAGAGCACUUCUGUCGCGUGCAAACACGACACUCGAGGACCUGUAUAUGAAGCUGAACACGUUUUUGCUGAAGGGUUAAACGGUCGAACCCAAAUGUGAAAAUUUCACCAAAAUGUCUGUUUUUCUCACAGACUGUGUUUAAAAGAUGGACGUAGCUUCUGGGGGUGAAAACUAAAGCUUUAAACCUGCGUUCUCUCUGACGGCCAGCAGGGGGCGACUCCUCCAGCUGCAAAAAAUGCACUGAAGUCUAUGAGAAGAUGAGUCUCCUUCUCGGUUCAUUUGCUACCAAGUAAACAUGUUUACCAGUGAUUUUAUGGUCUCAAUUGCGAGUUCAACGUGUCCGUCAAUGCAGCAUGAUGUUGAUUUAGUAAAUUAUGAUUCCACUUAGCAGGAAACAGACGAUAAAUUAGAGUGUAUUUUAGGGCGGGGCCACUUUCUGAUUGACAGGUCGCGAGCAUAUUGUGUGUUCUUGAGUUUCCAAAGUUUUUUAAAAAACCAAAAAUGCCAAAGUGCUGGAUUUAAAACACAACCCAGUGGGUACAUCCAUCUUUUAUCGACAGUCUUUGGUUUUUCCUGUGGUUAGCAGGUAACUGCUCAGUGCAGGAAGUCUGAAGGCAGAAGAGAAAAGUUUCUGUCCUCUGAUUCAUCAGUACAAAUAAAGGCCAUGAUAACGAA
Messenger RNA from Stegastes partitus (bicolor damselfish), 3163 nucleotides. Its product is annotated as 23 kDa integral membrane protein-like. Lineage: Eukaryota; Metazoa; Chordata; Actinopteri; Pomacentridae. The transcript is spliced from 9 exons. Gene Ontology annotation, cellular component: plasma membrane. Gene Ontology annotation, biological process: regulation of vascular endothelial growth factor signaling pathway. The coding region runs from base 1 to 975 and encodes 324 amino acids. The record is from RefSeq and is a predicted model, not a curated record.